This is a messenger RNA of Phytophthora sojae, 4549 nucleotides long. RefSeq lists its product as hypothetical. NCBI's taxonomy places the organism in Eukaryota, Oomycota, Peronosporomycetes, Peronosporales, Peronosporaceae. The transcript has a single exon. The record is from RefSeq and is a predicted model, not a curated record. The coding region runs from base 643 to 2037 and encodes 464 amino acids.
GGGGGUCCCAUGUGCAUGUGACUAUAGAACCUUUCGACAUCUUCAAUUUUCAUGCACAUUACUUCUAUUCACUGUUGGCAUUAGCAUUAGCCCGCACGGCGUAGCUACAUCUAGCGUACGCGUUGCAACAUUGCACGCAUGAGCACAGGUUCGUUACACGCUAUAGAUUUAGUAGAGGCAAAGCGUCGCCCAUGGACGUGCCAGCAACCCCAGUGCACCAAGGUUGCUUCUGCAUGCAGCAAUGUCGCUGACAGUGCGGAGCUUAUGGCCUGGGCGGAGGAAGCCGCGGAAAGAGACCCCCGAGGAGGCUCGGCAGCGAUACCUCCGUGAAAUCCUGCGUCGAGAGCUCGAGGACAAGAAGCGCGUUGAGCGCGAGAUGCACAACGUACGUGUGUACGGCAUUGUAAAGUUCAGGCGAAUCACAUAGCAUUCUCACACCAGGGAGCUCUCUGUAUUGUGAUUCUGCAGCUUGUGAAGCAGAUCAACGCACUCAUCUUGAAAGACCGCAAGAGCUUGGUGGCCUACCAGCGCGUACGUUGACAGUCAUGGAUUGAAACUUCAGGACAGCUUUGAGCUCAUGACGUUUUGAGCUGCGAACAGAGAGUCAAGGAUGAAGACCCGCGCAGCGUCUUCUACUACCGCAUGCUGCGUCGCGUGGGUCUGCCGGAAGUGCAUGCUCGCUUCGCACCAUGGUUCCUCAAGUCGAACCAGAUCCAACUCAACCGCUGGAGCGCCGUGCUGUUUAACCGGCUCGAGCAGGCCUUCUUCGCAGUACCGGAUCAACUCUCCACUGUCGAAAUCCGCAUGCUCGCGCACCAAAAGCACUAUGAUGCCAUCAUGAAGCCCCCACCGAAGGAUCUGGCGGCGCCAGACCCAUCGAAAGCCCUCGAGCCGCGCCAAAAGAGCCAAAUUCUGCUUCAACGGGCAUUUCGAGACUGCUCUUUUCACGUUGAUGAGGACAUUGCUCGCAGGCGGCAGCAGCAGGCGGCGAUCACCGGGGUGAAAAAGCCUCCUCCGAAGCCCAAAAACCCUGAAACAAGCGACAACCAAGAGGACGAGGUCGACAAACUUGAAAUCAUUCCGGAGGUGGCAAUGGUCAACGCUCCACCAGGUUUGGCGCCACAGGUUCGAGGUCAGCUCGAAUCUCACGGCAAGCACACGUUUUACACGUACAACGGGCGCUGGAAAGAUGGAGAAAUGCAUGGCGCUCUUGGAGUUUACUCGUUCGCUGAUGGCGGCAAGUAUCGCGGCGGGUUUGCCCACAACGUACCAAGCGGGAAUGGAACGGUGGUGUACCCGAACGGUGUCAAGUACACUGGUGCGUUUGCAGACGGCAAGUUCCAUGGCUUUGGUGUGAUGGAGAUGGAGCGUGGGUUCCGCUACGAAGGGGAGUUUGUUCGAGGCCAGCGUUGCGGGGUCGGCAAGCUGCAGAUGCACCAGAGUGGAGCUGUGUAUGAAGGUGAAUUCUACAACAACAUGCGUCACGGCGAGGGAACGGAGACGAGCGCUCUUGGAUACUCGUACACUGGAACGUGGCGCUGCAAUCGCAUUUAUGGCAAGGGGCGACUGUUUUGCCCCGACAAACGCGAAGUCUUUCGCAAGGACUGGCCGCCGUUGCUACUUGGCGAGGCCAUACGUCUCGUGAAGCGAGAGCACGCUGAGGCUAGCUGGACACAGGAACUCUGGUACCGGAAGCUGUUGCGGGUGCGUGACGACCUGCGCGCGCUAGACCUGCAGUACGCGUUCUGGGAUGCCGAAGAAGCCCGCAUGGAGCGUGAGGAGGCAGAACGCAUUGACAACUUGAAGCGCGCCCGCCGCGAGAAGCGUGAGGCUCAGAUUGCAGCCAAGAAGGCUUUUAUGGAGCAAGUUCAGCGUGAGGCGGAGGGCAGCAACAACCACGGCAGCGACGACGAUGAUGAUGACGAUGAGGAUGAGGAUGCCAGUGAAGACGAAGGUGGUGAUGGCGAGGAAGCGGAUGAUGACGAUGUCGGAGAGGAAGAGGACGACGAGCCUAACGAAGAGGAAGACACAACUUGAACGCCGUGGCGAAUGUUUGAAAAUUAACGAGCAUUUCAGUUCAUGAAAUACCUUGCAUUGGUUGUUGCUUUGAUUUGUAUGUGGGCAUGCCUGUGGAGGCAUGCCGUACUGGGUCGGCGAGAAGUGUUCACGCGUCUUCACUAUAUCCAUGACGGCUGGCAGCUCGAAAUCGCUUGAUACCGCACGGUCCUGGUGGCUUAGCUCCGUCGCUCAGUCGUGUCAACGCCGCCGAGUUUCUCGAGUUCAUCGUUAAUUUCCUUCAGGUCCUUCGACUCGAACGCCAUGGCAUCACCACCCGUUGCACCAGCCGCGGGCGUGGGGCCGCUGAAGGGCAUUCCCGACGCAACAGCCGAGACGACCGAAGGCGGGACCACGCUUCCCACGGCAGAAAUCGGGUUGGGGACAUGGCUGAGAGGCGAAUUCGAGAUAAUCUGUCCUGCCAGAGGGCCCGCAAGCGACGUCACGGCCGAGAACACCGACUGCAGCCCAAUGCUGGCCAUGCCAGCCACGUCAUUCAACUGUGAUGCAAGCGAAUCAAAGAUAAGCAGCUCGUUAGUUCAUCCACCUUCAACACUAACGGCAUCCAAAACACUCACGUUCUGCGGCACUUCGCCCAAUUGAAUGGUCUCAUCGACACGGCGGUCCAGGAACGCCCAAGUGUCCUGGAAGUUGGGCGACUUGUCGCUGAGCAUGAACAGUUCCGUGCUGGCGUAGAUACCCGUGAGAAUAGCACGCUUGGUGUACCAGGACAUGUCCGUGGACUUGUCGCCAGCGAAGUACCAGAUCUCGUCCGAGAUCUUUGCCAGUCUCUUCGCCGUCCCGGGGGCGUUCUGCGGCAACGCACCCGCCGCCAUACCCUGCGGCCACGUCGCCAUCACCGGUUCAAUCAUCUGGAGGCGCGUGCGAACACCGAACUUGAGGCGCUCGGCCACCGUCAUGGCCUGCAGCUGCUCCGUGUUGACAAUGAGCGUCUCGCGCAGCUUGAUGAGGCAUGAGUCCAUGAAGUACUCCACCAGCUCAAUGGCUCCACGCGGGAACAUGCCGUGGGCCACCGACGGGUAGCCGAGGUCCGUAGCGCCAGCAGCCAGAGCCUCAAUGGUCCAUCUAUUGAGCACAACAAACAAUGAGAUAACAUCCCGCAACGUUAAAUUUGAGGAUAUCUCAGCUUGUAGAGCGAAUUUGGAGGCCGGAAAGCGACGCACCCAUGCACGGCGACGUGGUUCAUUGCCUUCUCCAAGAUGCGCUGCUCCGGGUCGAUGGAAGACUCCGGCCUCGUCGUUUCUUCGCUGCUGGCAGUCGACUGCGUGGUCAGGAGACGGAUCUGAGCCGCAGCGGGUGCCGCCUGGAAGCACUGACGGCCAGCCACCGACGUGGAGACGGCGCACACAGCGCUGCGCUUGCUUCCGACAGCAGCGGCGAGACGCGCGGAGCGGCGGAGGAGGUUCCUGGACGCCAUGAUCGCGAGCUAUUGAGUCAGUUGGUCACUUGAUAGCCCCCCGUUUCAAGUGUGUGUUUUUCCCCGUCUAAAGAUUCUGAUGAUUGGCUGAUGGGAUAUCAUAAAACAGUAUGUAGUCAAGAACUUAUUAUUCAUGUGCGAAACAACGUCAGUGACUGGGGGGGGGGAAUCCAAAGCGCUAUUCGCCACUUCUUCGUGCCCGUCACUAGAGACCAUGGACGUCAUCUCCGUGGGCGCUUCGCUCGGCGCGGGUCAGGAUGGAGAUGACACGAGAAGCAAUCCUAGGCGGGACUCUUUCCGUUCUACCUGGGAGAGUUGAAGAGCUUUGUUGCUUGGAGUCCAAAUAGAUGUUAUACCGGCUUGGAGUCCUAGGCAUAAGCUUACGGCAAAUACCAAAGCUCAUACAGGCGAUGACCGUAAAGGUUAAAAAUAAUAGAUAGAGGUAUAUUAUUCAAUGUUUAGAGCUCGGAUGAAGUGUCCGCUCUUUGGUAAGUAGGUUUAGAUACGUUCUAGGAUGAGGCGAAGGGAGUUAAAGACCUUCAAGCUGAUGUCUCGAAGAGGAACUUGUAGAGUUGUCGAGGGAGCUUCUCUUGGCAGGGGCAGGCUUGCGAGUCGAUCACUGGGCACGAGACUGCCAGUUGCAGCAAGGACUCGAUGAAGCGCUGCACCGCCUUGGUUCGCUGCCGCUGUGGAAGCAUCCAGGUCAGCAGUGCGCCCGGUAGCACCGCUCCAAAGAGCAGGUAGCGUGUCACUUCGCUGCAGAACUUGCAGUUCAUGUACAGGUGAGGUCCCGUGUGGCAGAACUCGUAGAGCUCGUCGCGCAGUGCGACAAAGUCGGAGAACUGCUUCCCGACGUGGACGUCCGCUUGGUUGAAGAGUGCGGUAGACUGGUGUCCUUGCUCCAGGACCACCGCAGAGGCGGCAGUCUUCAAAGUUGUAGGGAUGCGGGUCGUGGACUGCGAGUUGGUGUACACGUCGAUGACAUAGCUUCGAGUGUUGUUCUCACUCCGACAAACUUGCACCCGGCGGAUCUGCUUGAGCUUGGUCAGGAUCUUC